Molecule: messenger RNA, 3589 nt
Organism: Ceratotherium simum simum (southern white rhinoceros)
Lineage: Eukaryota; Metazoa; Chordata; Mammalia; Perissodactyla; Rhinocerotidae
Source: RefSeq, a predicted model, not a curated record
GCUGGACGUGGGGGAGCAUCUGGGGUGAGGAAGCCGAUCUGAGGACGAGGGGCCAUGUCUAGGACGAGAACGUACAUCUGGGAAGGAUGAUCGCUGUAGACGGGAGGAGGGGGCCACAGCUGGACUGGGGGGCGCGUCUGGGCAGGAGGGGGCCACAGAUGAACAUUGGUGACACUUCUGAGAAUUGGGCACAAGUGAAGGGGGCACACACCUAUAGAUGAAGGGGCCCUACUGGAUUUGGGGAGGACGUCUGGGUAGGGGAGCAUCUCUGGGAAGAAGGGGCCACAGCUGGAUGUGGCGACCCAUAGGGGUCACAUCUGGGGGAUGGGUAACAGCUGCAUAUCGGAGACACAUCUGGGUAGGAGGGAGCCACAGGUGCAUGAAGAAUAUAACUGGGGAUGAGGUGUCCAUGACUGGAUGUGGGGAGCACACCUGGAUAUAGAACAUCUUUAGAGGGGGGCGCAGCUGGAUGUGGGUUACAGCCAAGUGUAGGCACAUGGAAGGAGAAGUUCCAGAUGAAUGGGGGCACUAGAGGUUACUGCCAACUGUAGGAGACACGUCUGGGGGGAGGAAGCCUUAGCUGGAAGUUGGGGACACACUUGAAGUGUCCACAACUGAGCUUAAGGGUCGUAUUUUGAGAGAGGGACCCCAGCUGUACCUAAGGGUCACAUCUGUGGAGGAGGAGACCAGAGUUGGAAUUAGGGAUCAGGAUAUCAGGCUCCAAGUGUCCCAGGAAUAAUGCAGGGCGUGGGAGGAGGCCAAAGAUGGGGUUGAAGCACCUAUCUAGAGAUGAACGGGUGCAUCCCACCCCGGGCCCCACUUGGAUAAAGGCACCAGCACCAAAGAGGCAGGCCAAGAAUGGAGGAAGUGGGAUACCUCUGGUGGGGUUGGGUCUGAUAUCCACGUGUCCCCCACUGCUUCCACUCAGGCGCCCCAGGAUGGAGCCCCCACCCGGCACGGCGGCGGGGCAGGAGGAGCAGGAGCUGCGGGAGCGGGCCUUCUUCUCGUGGGCCGAGUUCAGUCGCUUCUUCGAUGCGUGGUGCCAGCAACGGCUGGCGCUCUUCUUCGUCAAGAGCUCCAUGCACCUGGCGCGUUGCCGCUGGGCCAGCGCGCCCCCGCUCUACACGCUCAUCGACGUGCUCAAGUACAGCUACGUGCGGCUGGUGUGCAAGGACGUGCGCGCGCCCAGCCGGCCCGCCGUGGGGCCCCCCCAGCCCGGCUGCCCGGCCUUCAUCAUCGUCAAGCUGAGCCCGCUGCGGGACCGCCUGGUGGUGACCGAGUGCCAGCUGACCCACUCGCACCCGGCCUGCCCGCUGGAGUUCGCCUACUACUUCCGGCCGGGGCACCUGCUGGCCAACGCCUGCCUGCCCGUGCGCACCACCAACAAGAUCUCCAAGCAGUUCGUGGCCCCCGCCGACGUGCGCCGCCUGCUCUCCUACUGCAAGGGCCGCGACCACGGCGUGCUGGACGCCCUGCACGUGCUGGAGGGGCUCUUCCGCACCGACCCCGAGGCCAAGGUGAAGCUGGUGUUCGUGGAGGACCAGGCGGUGGUGGAGACCGUGUUCUUCCUGACGUCCCGCACGCGGGCGCUGCUGCGGCGCUUCCCGCGCAUGCUCCUGGUGGACCGGCUGCCCGGGCUGCAGGGCGCGCUGGACCUGCUGGCGGUGCUGUGCGUGGACGGCCGGCGCCUGCUGCGCCGCCUCAGCCCCUCGCGCAGCGUGGCGCAGUGCCUUCGCGACCUGGUGGCCAUGCAGUGGGCCGACGCGGUCGGGGAGGCGGCGCCCGACGGCCCGGAUGGUGGGGGCCUUUGGCUGGAGGGCGAGCUGGGGAGAGGAGCCCAGGUGGAGAACGAGAGAGUGAAGGGCAUGGAGAGCGGCGACUGGGGAGGGGCCCCGAAAGAAGGAAAUAUUUGGAGAGGAGCACAUUUGGAGAAGCAGUGGGUCAGAGAACUGGAGACCAGAGACCGGGGAGGGGCUUGGUUAGAAAGCGAGAAGGGGAGAGGAUUGCAAAUCCGAGAUUGGAGAGGGGUCCAGUUGGAGACCCAGAAGGUGAGGGGGCUAGAAGGGAGUGCCUCGAGAGGGUCCCAGUUGGAGAAGGAGCACUUGAGCGGGCCAAAGAUCAGAGACUGGAGGGGGGCCCCAUUGGAGGAUGACAAAGACUGGGGACUGGAAGGUUACGUCUGGAGGGGGACCCAGUUGGAAGACCAGGGGCUGAGAGGUUUGGAAGGGUAUACCUGGAGGAUGGCCAAGUUGGAGGAUCGAAGGAUUAGGGUGCUGGAGACCACAGACCGGAGGGGGACCCUGUUGGAUUAUGAGAAAGCCAGAGGUCUUGAAGGGCGCACCUGGAGGGGGGGCCAGUUGCAUGAGGAAAGGGCAAGUGGACUGAGAACCAGAGACUGGAAGGGGCCUCAGUUGGAAGCAGAGAAGGAAAGGGGGCUGGAGUUCCAAAACUGGAGGGGAGUCCAUUGGGAGAAGCCCCUAGAAUUGAUCCCUGAGAAUGGAGAUCAAAGGGGGUCCCAGUGGAGAGAUGAGAGGCAGAGAGGGCCGGAAAUGAGAGAGGAGAGAGGAGUGAAGUUGGGGGUGAAAAGAAGAAGGGACCUCGAGGAUGUAGUUCUAGUCCAGCUGGGGGACACAAGGGUGACAGGCCUGGAGAAUGGGGAUGGAGGGGGAGCCCGGUCUGGCCGCCCCAGGAGCAGAGGAGGGCAAGGAGUGGAGUGUGGGGACGCAGGAGGGAGGUGUCUAGGGCUGGGGAAUGGAGUUGUGUGCGGCACCACUGUGGAGACUGUGUUUGAGGGUGACCCAGAGUGGGCAGUGACAAGGAGCGUGUACCUGGCCGCGGGGGAGAGCCUGCAGGAAGGAGGUGAAGGAGAAGGCCCAAGGGAACCAAAGAGGCCUUGCUGCCCCUCCGGAGAGGAGGAGGUGGACUGGGAGCCCCUGGCCAAGUUCCGAGCAGCUUGCGGGCCAGAGCUGGCGGACUUGGUGGCCGAGGAGCUGGCCUUCGCCAGGCAGCACGGGACCCGGGGUUUCCAUUGGACAGGAGCUGGCUUUGCCCUUAAGGAUGGCACCUCGGACUUCUUCCUGGACGGGGCCCUGACGCGCUGCAGCUGCUCCAUCCACGCCGCCCGACGUUUGCCCUGCCGCCACCUCUUCGCCGCGCGCCUCCUCACCGGUGCAGCCUUAUUCCACAUGGACCUGCUCAGGGAUUGCUGGGGGAGAGCCCCAGAGCCCUGACCCUUCCGGCCCCUGCCCGCCACCCUCCACCGUGAGGCCGGGAGGGCAUUCUUCGAUCCCAAAGAUAACAGGGCUGAGGCCAAGGAGGCCACCCAAGUCCCUCCAGCCACCUCCUGGGUCAUCCAGGGACCUCAUCUUGGCAGUUGGCCUCUCUGGGUCCAAGGGGAAGCUGACGGUGUGGUCUCUGAGGUCCUGGAGCCACAGCUGUGGAAGACGGUGGUGACCAGGCUGGAUUCUGAGGGCUUUCCUCUGGAAAGGGAAUGUGUGAUGAGAGGUGUAGACAGGGUCAGGCUGGGGCGAAAGGAAGAAAGGGACAAAGCUGGGGGAGGGGAGGACACCAGGCUAUGGGGACAGCCUGG